Molecule: messenger RNA, 744 nt
Organism: Parnassius apollo (apollo)
Lineage: Eukaryota; Metazoa; Arthropoda; Insecta; Lepidoptera; Papilionidae
Source: the annotation of a GenBank genome assembly
AUGGAUAAGGGCAGGUCCUCCUUACACAAUGAACAAAAACAAAGAUUACUGCCAAUACUAGAAUAUUGGUACACUAAUAUGGUAUACUCUUUAGACUCCGCUUAUCAUGGACAUGAUAUGUAUUUGUCUGGCACAGCUGAAAUAGCUUUGGCUGGACUGUUGGCAAAUUCAGUUCAUUAUAUAGAAAAACUUCCUUUAAAAUUAGCUGCAGUAAGCAGGUGCUAUCGAGCAGAAACAUCCAAUGUAAAUGAGGAGAGAGGGACAUACAGAGUUCAUCAGUUCACAAAAGUUGAGAUGUUUGCAAUAACUACCACUGAACAAUCAGACGAUAUGUUGGAAUACAUAAGAAAUGUUCAAGAAGAGCUAUUUUCACCGCUGGGAAUUCAUAUGAGAGUUUUAGAUAUGCCACCCCAUGAAUUAGGUGCACCUGCCUAUCGAAAAUAUGAUAUUGAAGCCUGGAUGCCUGGACGCAAUUCUUAUGGAGAAAUAUCUAGCUGCAGCAACUGCACUGAUUACCAGUCCAGAAGACUUCAUAUUAAAUAUAAAGACUUCAAUAUUGAAAACUACGUCCACACACUGAAUGGAACAGCUUGUGCAAUUCCAAGGAUGUUAAUUGCAUUGCUUGAAACACAUCAAGAUCCAAGAGGGAAAAUUAAUAUUCCUCAAGUGUUGCAGCCGUUCAUGAAUGGAAAAAAAGAUAUUGUUAAAAAUACAAAAAUACCAAAAUUAAAAUUGAAAAAGUAA